CGCGCAGCCAGCAUGUGGAUGAUUCAUAUAUCAUCCUGGGGGCUCCCUCGGCGGUCUGUGUCUGGGUCCCCCGAUGGUGGAUGGAUAUCAUAAAUCAAACAACAUCACGAACGCUCCAGCAGCAGCAACAACCAGACACCCCAACGCCCACAUCAACAAAGCAGCCCCAAACCCAAGACAAACAGGCCCACCGGUUGCGCCCACACUCACACUUACACGCCGCAGCCAACACCAAGGCCACCACCAACAACCAACACCAGCACCACCGCGCCGCAACCAACUCUGGUUUCCACAAGGGGGUAUAUCAAGGCCACCGCCGCCCUUGACGCCCUUGACGCCUCGCUGGUCAACCGCACCAGCCCCACGCACCACCACAUACUGCGCCAGAGCACGCUCUUGCUCCUCACAAAGCCCUCUCACAAUGUCCUACGGGUCAUACAGCUCCUCCUCGCCCAUGGAGAUCCCGUCGCGCCGCAGCGCCUAUCACAACUCGUACCUCGACGAGUCCUGCGCCUUCCCAAGCUGGCCACGCCGCGUCUCGCUGGGCGAGCACGCCAGCGACCAGCCCCGCGCGACAUCCUACAUCUCGGACGAGGACCUGCUCUUCCUCUCAGAGCCCGUCUUUGCCGACGAGGACGCCCACUCCGUCUCCAGCUACGGCUCCGGCACCCCAUCACCGCGCCUCGCCCCGGUCCGCCACAUGGGCGGCGCCGAGCUCGAGGAGAUGAGGCGCGAGCAGGCCCUCCGCCAGCAGGAGCUCAUGCGCUCCGUCAUGGCCGAGAAGGAGAUGCGGCGACAGGCCGCCAGGGCCCACAAGCAGCGCAAGUCCUCGUCCAAGAAGGCCUCGAGCCCCCGGUCCAAGCUCUCGGCCAUGACCCCCAUCGCCGAGGCCGUCGAGUGAAGGGGCGUCGCCUCCAGGAGGCGCCGGCUGCCUUGCUGACAGCCGUCCUCGGCCGCCCCAGGACGCACUCGUACAACUCUGACUCUUACUCAUCUAAUCGGGCCCAUCCUUCGGUGAUACCCCUCCAGCAUCCAUCUGUUCUAAAUUCAUUCUACUUGGCCCGACCCGACAAUCCGCCGGCACCCCACGCAUCCAACAGGACACCCCCAUUCCGCCCUGCAUCUGCCUAAUCUUUUGGGCUCUUCUCGGUAAACAGCCAGCCACCCUUGCCCUGGACCCCUUUUCUCGGACGUUACACCUUUGGCCCUCACGAUGCACACCUGGCCGAGGCAGCAGUGGUGAUGACAAAGCCCGAGGCACCACACAGGAUGCUCACGUGGCUGCUGGCCGUGGUGUCGUGCUAGAGUCACCAGUCUCCGAGUCAUCUGCUUUGGCCUGGCGCUCGACACACUUGACUUGGUUCCCCGUCGAGCACGCGCAGCCUGCCGAGACAUACUCGCCGGGUGCGACCUGGGCGUCGAUCUUGUGCCGUUUGGGGUUACCCGGAUCUGGCCCUCGCCUAUUUUACCUCCUCCCUUGUCGACCCUUUCGGCAAACCGGGCUGGCACGCGGCGGUGUGCGCCGCGGCGCGACCAAGACCAGCCAUCGGGAUGGAACGGGCUGCGACUUGCGGACAUGCGGAGCAGCCCUCCCCUUCCCCCACACCGUUACACAUUUCAGCCGGAUAUCCAUCGGGAUUUCUUUCCUGACUCUCAAUCAAAUCACCCCCAAACUUUUAAGCUUCCGAGACUUCUCGACUCGGCUGCGUCACCCGUGCCAACCCUGGGCUGGCCUCGGGCGCGCUCGGCCAAUUCAUCCACACACUCACACACUCACAAACACAAACUCUCGCUCUCGCUCACCGGCAAGGGCAGCGGUUUUGCGCCAUCAUCCUGCAACCGCCCAGCCGGGCCUUUUCGCACGCCAACCGUGCCGGCUAGGAAAGUCAAAUUGCACUUUCGGGAUUCAAUUUCCACCGUUUUUUAUUAUUCUUUUGCUUUCUUCCUUUUUUUUACUUCUGCUUGGAUACGCGGCGACGAACAGCACAGGGUGACACAGAACAUAUCACACAAACGGAGUCUAGGGUGUGUCACCGGCAUCGGAGGACACCAGCAUCAUCAUGGUUUCGGUAUAUCAAGCGAGCGAUUUUUUGGGCUUAUUCCUUGUCUUUCCACACAUAGCUAGGAGUUCAUGUUUGAAGGCGCACACAGAGGAGACAGAUGCGCUUGCCAGCGUGUCCAGUCACCUUCGGCGUUGGUCCUUCUCUGCAUCCAUUUUCCUGGCAUCUUAUUUAGGUAGUCUUAGCAUUUCGGUAGAUACCCCCUGCCCGUCACCUCGAGUGCACGCGAGCCUUGAUAGCAAGUCUUUCAUCAAAUCAUAUUGAUCACACACACACA
Messenger RNA from Diaporthe batatas, 2337 nucleotides. RefSeq lists its product as uncharacterized. The record is from RefSeq and is a predicted model, not a curated record. NCBI's taxonomy places the organism in Eukaryota, Fungi, Ascomycota, Sordariomycetes, Diaporthales, Diaporthaceae. The coding region runs from base 74 to 901 and encodes 275 amino acids. The transcript has 2 exons.